Molecule: messenger RNA, 1329 nt
Organism: Linum trigynum
Lineage: Eukaryota; Viridiplantae; Streptophyta; Magnoliopsida; Malpighiales; Linaceae
Source: the annotation of a GenBank genome assembly
CAUCCUCAUUCAUUUCAUUUCAUUUCCUUCUUCUCCCAAAGCGAUUAAGAGCUCCGCUCCCUCUCUGCCCCGUCCAUCUUACCUCUUCUGUUUCUCUUGCUGCCGCCGGCCGCCGGAGUCUCAGACAGCGGGAAAGACCGACCGGCAGCAGAGCUACUUUCACUAUCCGAUAUACACAAAUUAAAGGAGCAAACACCAUGCAACAUACAGGAGCCUUCGUCUUUGGCAUUCUAGGUAAUGUCAUAUCAUUUAUGGUCUUCCUGGCUCCUGUGCCAACGUUCUGGCAGAUACACAAGAAGAAGACGAGCGAGGGCUACAAAUCGCUGCCAUAUCUGACGGCACUCUUCAGCUCCAUGCUCUGGCUCUACUACGCCCUCCUCAAGAAACAAGACGCUCUCCUUCUCAUGACCAUCAAUGCCUUCGGCUGCGUCAUCGAGACCAUCUACACCGCCCUCUUCAUCGCCUACGCACCCAAGAAAACUCGGGUGCCGACUAUAAUGUUAUUUCUCGGAUUAAACGUGGUGUUGUUCUCAACGGUGCUUCUGGUUAUACAAUUUGUGGUGAAGGAAGACUACAAGGUGAACGUUCUCGGCUGGAUUUGCGUUGGUUUUGCCGUCAGCGUCUUCGCCGCACCGUUGAGCGUCAUGGCAACGGUGAUCAAGACGCGAAGUGUAGAGUUCAUGCCAUUCUCCCUUUCCUUCUUCCUGACGUUGAGCGCGGUUGUGUGGUUUGGGUACGGUGUAUUCAUCCACGAUCUUCGUGUCGCUUGCCCGAACGUUUUGGGCUUCGUGUUUGGGCUGGCCCAGAUGACGCUGUACGCGGUUUACAGAAACGCCCACAUCGCCGACGAGAAGAGGGAGAAAGAAAAGCAGUUUGAGCUAGAGCAGCAGAAGGACAAGUUGCCGGUGAAGAUGAAGAGCAUUCACCGGAGGAGCGGCCUGGGUACGCCUGAGGUUCACCCGGUCGACGGUCACAGCAACGACGACGACGACAGCGACGACGAAAUUCGAGGAAAGGGUAACAAUAACGGCGGUGGAGGGAGGAAGGAUCAAGAUGACUCUCCGGUUUGAAGUUUGCAAGUCGACAACAAAACAGCUUCAUCACCAUCAUCAAUUGUUCUAAGAUAAAUGCGAAAAUUACUUACUCUUUUUAUCUCUUAAUUUUCUUGGCUUCUGUUUUCCUGUUUUUUUUUUUUUUUUUUAAUUCUAAAGAAGAAGCUAAUGAUCGUCGCUUUGUACCUCUAUUUCUUUUUCUUCUUUUUGGUAAUUUUGGUACUUUGUUUUCUUUUUUAAUGUAAUAUGGGGGAAACAAUGAAGUAUAUAUAAUCUU